AUGGAAGACCAGGGAACACAAGAGAAGAGUCUCGCCCACUGCGCUGCACCGCCGUUGACAGCGGUGGAGAGAUUCUUAAACAGUCAAAAGAACGAUACCUUGUGUUUCAAGACACAAGAGCGUUCUACAGACAGACCGAUUUUGAAGACGACAAGGGCGACUGAGAUUAGAAAGGACAAUAAACAGAACAUGAUGUUUGGUCCGAGGAAGGAGAAAAACUUGGCCGUUAACAACGGAAACCGAAACGUUAUUGGGGAAAUGAUCGUUAAAGGUGGUACAACUAGAGAUUAUCAAAAGAGCACUAAUUGCAAGAAGCGACCAUACAAGAAUCUGAUCAAAGGGCAAUGGACAGCCGAAGAAGACAGGAAGUUGAUAAAGUUGGUGAAGCAACAUGGAGAUAGGAAAUGGGCAAUUAUCUCGGAGAAACUUGAGGGAAGAGCAGGCAAGCAAUGUCGUGAGAGAUGGCAUAAUCAUCUCCGUCCUGAUAUCAAGAAAGAUAGUUGGAGUGAAGAAGAAGAGAGAGUUUUUGUGGAAGCACACACCAGGAUCGGGAAUAAGUGGGCAGAGAUCGCUAAACUCAUACAAGGACGAACCGAAAACUCGAUCAAGAACCAUUGGAAUGCGACCAAACGACGCCAAAACUCAAAACGCAAACACAAGCGCUCGAGAAACGCCGAUAGUACUAACAGCGACGUAGAUGAUCUCUCUCCAUCCGCUAAAAGGCCAUGCAUUCUCGAAGACUAUAUUAGAAGCGUCGACAACAAUGACAAGGGCAAUGGCCAAAACAUCAUCACUGCUACUGGUGGUAGUAAUAUAUUUCUUUCUACUCCGAAUCUUGAAGAUGUAGACUCUACAUCGUCACUCUUGGAUGAUCCUUAUGACGAAGAGCUUAUUUUCCUGAAAAACAUAUUUGCGAACCAUCCAGUUUCUCUCGAGAACAUGGAUUUGAGCCAGGGAUCGGAUGAGAUAACCCAGUCUUCUUCGUCUGGGUUCAUGUUCAAGAACCCUAACCCUAAACCUAAUUUGCACAACAAUAUUGUUGGGAAUCAGCUUGGAACAAUGGUCACAGAACCUGCCAUUACUUCGCACCUGGCAUCUGACAUCUACUUAUCUGAUUUGUUGGAUGGUACGGCGUCGUCUUCUUCACUUUCUUUUAUGUCUUCCAACAAUAGUAGUGAGCAUGCAGCUGAAAACGAGUUGUUUGUGCCGCAAGCUAACUCCACUAGUGAAAGAAGAGAAAUGGAUCUGAUGGAGAUGCUCUCUGGUUCUUCUACAAUAGGUAGUACUAGUAACAUUUGGUUUCCAUUGUUCUAG
Messenger RNA from Capsella rubella, 1314 nucleotides. Its product is annotated as transcription factor MYB64. Gene Ontology annotation, biological process: regulation of DNA-templated transcription. Gene Ontology annotation, cellular component: nucleus. Bases 1 to 1314 code for a protein of 437 amino acids. The record is from RefSeq and is a predicted model, not a curated record. The transcript is spliced from 3 exons. Gene Ontology annotation, molecular function: RNA polymerase II cis-regulatory region sequence-specific DNA binding; DNA-binding transcription factor activity, RNA polymerase II-specific. Lineage: Eukaryota; Viridiplantae; Streptophyta; Magnoliopsida; Brassicales; Brassicaceae.